AUUGGUGCUGUCGCCAGUAUAUUGCAGGUUGCCCAAAUCGGAACACAGCUUUCAAUCGGGUUAUUUCAAGUUGCAGAUGCUAUCGCUUCGGCCAACCAGGAGACGAGUUACAUCGCAAAAGACAUUGCUCUCUUCUGUCAGGUUCUCAAGGAUCUUGCCAAGGCGAUGGAAUUUGGCCGAAAAGCUCAACUAUUCAGACAGGAUGCCUUUGAUACGAGCAUCAAGAUCGUCGACGAGUGCAAGCGUGUGUUUGCUGAGAUUGAGGAUAUCCUGAAAAAAGCGACCAAGUCUGACAAUCCGCUCGCCAGUAGAUUUCGCCUGCCUACUGGUCACAAGAUCAUGUGGAUCUUUAGGAAAGGAAAGGUUGAAUUCUUUCGCCGACUUUUGGAAUCGCUUAAAUCAACCAUACUGGUCGAGCUUGCGGUUUUGAAUUAUGCGAUCAAAGUGACGUCGCAUCUAUCGUAG
This is a messenger RNA of Bipolaris zeicola 26-R-13, 465 nucleotides long. RefSeq lists its product as uncharacterized. The record is from RefSeq and is a predicted model, not a curated record. Lineage: Eukaryota; Fungi; Ascomycota; Dothideomycetes; Pleosporales; Pleosporaceae. The annotation marks the transcript as partial. Gene Ontology annotation, biological process: regulation of DNA-templated transcription. The transcript is spliced from 2 exons.